CCCUGGCGGCGAGAGCGGGAAUUUCCGGCCGGAGCCGCCGCUCUGCAGCAAUAUGACGUCGGCCCUGGAGACCUACAUCAACCGAACAGUUGCAGUCGUUACAGCAGAUGGAAGAAUGAUUGUGGGAACCCUAAAAGGAUUUGACCAAACCAUCAACCUAAUCUUGGAUGAAAGUCAUGAGCGUGUAUUUAGUUCACAACAAGGCGUGGAACAAGUAGUGCUUGGCUUGUACAUAGUAAGAGGAGACAAUGUAGCAGUGAUUGGUGAAAUAGAUGAAGAAACAGAUUCUGCAUUGGAUUUGGGAAACAUCAGAGCUGAACCUUUAAAUUCUGUGGUACACUGAAAGACUUAAGAACUGUGUGAAUGCAUGGCUGACAUUGGGAAGAUUAGAAAACUGAUACGUUCACAACAGCUCAUGUAGGCAGUUUGAUGUUUGAAAAAAACAAAUAUUCCGUAUUUGAAUAUUUUUAUGUAUUUGUAGUUUUGAAUAUUUACAUAUUUCUUAAAACUUGAAUGUAUUGAGUAUUUGAUGACAAAAAAUAAACUUGAAAUAUUAAGCUAAA
Messenger RNA from Hemiscyllium ocellatum (epaulette shark), 563 nucleotides. RefSeq names its product LSM8 homolog, U6 small nuclear RNA associated (gene lsm8). The record is from RefSeq and is a predicted model, not a curated record. The transcript is spliced from 4 exons. Gene Ontology annotation, biological process: mRNA splicing, via spliceosome. Gene Ontology annotation, molecular function: RNA binding. Gene Ontology annotation, cellular component: precatalytic spliceosome; U6 snRNP; U4/U6 x U5 tri-snRNP complex. Lineage: Eukaryota; Metazoa; Chordata; Chondrichthyes; Orectolobiformes; Hemiscylliidae. Bases 53 to 343 code for a protein of 96 amino acids.